UUUUGAGUUAAUUACAUAAAUUUGGAUUACUUAAACAUCUUGUGACUUCCUUUCUCGAUGCCUGAACUCAUGUCCAUAAUCUUCUUGUUCCUUUGAAUUCCUUCUCUCAACAUCAAGUAUUUGAGGUCGAAUGAUUCUUUGCCUUCGUCUUCAUGCAAAGACUUGGUGAAUUGAUGACAUCGUCGUCUUUGACCGACAACUUCACAACAAGAAUGUCUAAGUCCGGAAAUUCAGGCUUUAAAUGGUGAAUGCCACAGGAUCCUGACAUUUUCAUUAUCUCCAAUGAAUUUAGGCAUUAUAUUUUCAGGUUUUAUUAUCCUACUUUCAUUAUCCACUAAAGUGUCAAAUUAUUAAUUUUCCUGACCUAAACUUAUAUCUUUUAAUUUUAGUAUAAAUUUUAUAGCGCCAGUUGUGUCUUGUGUAGUCUCAUGAUUUUCCUACACGGUAUAGUCAUAUCAAUUUCUGUUUCUAAUUCCUUGAAGUCUUAAAAAUUAAUCUAUCAUGCCCCUGGCAUGUUGUGAUGCUCGAAUAAUCUCUAGAGCUAGAACCUCGUUUGUUCAAGUGCUCGAAGGUAGACUUCAGGUAUGCAUUUAAGUACUUUAUGAAGCGGCUUUAUCUAUUUGUGAUUGUAAAAUACAGCCAUUGAUUUCCCUCUUAAUUUCUGAUCAUCAUUAAUUUUAGAGAUAUGAUCCUGGAAAAAUCUUUGAAUUGAUUGUUGGUAAAAUUGUUGUCUGUACAAGCAAACUUGAGGUCUUCGAAUUCUACUUACUCUUCUAGAAGCACUCUUAAAGUUACGAUUAAAGGCAUUCCUUCUUCGUAUGCAAACUUCUGAAGUAUCUGGAUGAUAGGAAUAGUGUAUUUGUGUAACAAAUUAUGUAAGAGCUUCACUAGGGUAAUAUAUGGAGUUUUGCUUUGGUCUUGAUGACAACCAACAUCUUAUUGUUGACUAAUAUCGAACUAUCAACUAUAAGUCCUCUCUUCAUUCUCUCGGCAAAUGUGUUUGAACCAUUUUCGAAUAUUCCAACGUUCUUCUUAAUAACUUCGAAGAUUCAAGAUGAAACUUCUCUUCUUCUGGCUAGAUUAGUGUUCCAAUAGGCUUCUCAGGAGAUUUCAUGAUUUUAAUAAAGAAUGCAGAACUUCUAUGCAGUAUUUUUGUCAGACUCAAAUUCUAAGAGCUUUGCACAUGCGUAGAUUUUACUAUCUUCGGCCUUGAAGGACUGGAGGUAUUUCAGAGACUUCUCGCAUGUGUUUCUGAUUUCAUUCUUAAUCCUAAACAGUUUCCUAAUAAUGGUGUACAAGAACUCUUCGAAUAAAGUAUCAAAGGCUUCUAUUUCAAUCAGAGCCUGGGUCUUCUGAUUGUAAAUAUGUGAUAUUAAGUCUAAAAUUUCCUUUAGAAGCAAUGACUGAUGCUUUAAAGAGCUUAUUUUGACCUUCUUCUUGAGCUUGACAAUAGGCUUAUUCUUAUUCUGAGUAUUCUGCAGCUUAUUGUUUAAAUUCUUGAUUACUCUUGUAUAACUAGCGUUCUUUUGCUCUUUUUCUUGGUUAAAGAGUUAUUCAUAAAAUUUGUAUCAGCAAUCUCAGAAUAGGGGGAAUUUCUGCUUCAAAUAUUUCACCAAUCCCUUCGAAUUCUGCAUAUUUAUUCGGGUCAAAUGGGUUUCUGUCAACUACAAAGUGUUUGUUUCUCUUAAGAGUGGUAUCGGUCUCUAUUUCCUACUUAGGCUUGUGACUCAGAAUGGUGAUGGACUUAUCGGUAUUAUCAGUAAUGCUAGCUCUGUUUUGACAAUAGUCUUGUGGCAUCCAUUCUUUAUGUGAGUUCCACUUAAUUUUCUAGGAAAUGAAGGAUAGACUCUGUUCUUCAACUUUUUGUUUAUCUUAAGUUUACCCAUUCAUAAAUAAAGCUGUUGAUUUCUGACAUUAAGUGGUUUUUCAUCUUUAGGAUGACUAGAGAAACUAUAGGAUAAAAUUGAAGUACUGCUUCCCUUUUCUUCAUGAAUUCAUUGGCCAUUCUCCUAAUGUCUCUUUUGUUAGCUUUGAGGGUUUUCACAGUUAAAGAAGUAUUUUUAAGGAAGCCUUCUAGGUUAUCUGGUAAUGAGUCUGGCUUGAGCAUUGUUUUCUCUCUGAUUUUAAAAGUUCGAAAUUUUGCUUGACUUUUCUAGAUAUUUUCAUUUUUAUGUAUUUAUAGAAGAAAUGAUGAAUUAAAGUAGUUAUUGACGGAAUUAUAGCUGCACGAAAGAGAAAACUAGAACUGAGAAUCCAAGUUUUAAUAACUAAUUUGAGCAUGAAGGUUCUAGCCCGAGAGGUUCUAGCAUAAGAGAGGUAAAUUUAGGAAUAUAUGAGAUAAUUCAUACUUAAACCACCUCUUUUCAUUAUUAAUGAAAUAUCUCUUUGAGACUUGAGCAAGAAGUAGCCAAGGUUUCUAUCAAUAAGAGGCAUCUAUAAACAAAGUUAGUACAAAGGUCAAUCCUUGUUUUUAUAUCUCCUGCAUGACAAAGUUAAGAGUUAAGGCUUUAUACUCACCCCUUCACCACCAAUAACCCUCUCUUUGAUCUCCUCUUCUCUACUAUUGUUAGGCUUGUAAGAUAUAUUUUGCAAUAUUUUAAUGUUCGUAGGGGAAUAAUGACAAGAACUAUCUAAACUGAGUCCUGCAGUUGAUAUUAAAUGCCAAAGUUGAAGAGUUUACAGCAAACCUCCAAAAAAUUCAUAGCACAUAUUUCUUCAAUAAGUUUCAACCUAAUGCACUUGGGGUUAUGACCAUCUUAAAGCAUCAAACUCGAUUGGAAAAAGAUGGUAAAACAAAUAAAGCUCUAAAUAAGAUCCUAAAUAAUAUUCUUGAGAAGAGAAAUUACUCAAGUUCUACCCAUUAUGGCAUCAAUUUUGAGUAUUUUAACAAUUCUACAGAACCUUUACUCCUCUGCUUUCUAAAAAUGUCUCGCUCCGUUUCAUAUCACUCACCAAAUAGCUCAAUUCUAAGUGCCAUUAAGGUUAUAGGAACCGGAAGAUAUUCCUAAAAGACGAGUAAGUGAGUGCUAAACUUUAAACUAAGACAGCCAUCAACACCAAUGAUCUCUACUUACUCUUGAUCGAGCUUAGAGCCAGUUAAGGUGGGGAUUUUUAAUGCAUUGAAAGUUUUUGCUCCCUUAAACAAUAAGCAUUUCCUCUAGAGAAACUGCCAGAUCUCACCUGAGGAGGGUACCCUCGAGUUCAUAAUACAUAGAAGUGGUCAGGAAGAAGCAGGAGGAGUGGAAAAGGCUUCUAGACUAGAGAGUAUGUGCUUUUGUGUGCACCCCAUUGACAAUUAUUUGAUACACAUGGGGUGAAAGAUCUACUCUGCUUGUGAUAAACCUGUAAAUGAUAUGUUGUGCUAAUAGUCCGAGAUCUGUUCUAAAGUGGGUAUACAGAGUGGAAUAAUAAUUUUGUUGCUAAAAUUUGAUCAAUAUUCCCAACUCGGAGAUAUGAAUGAUUUGUUUAAGAGUGGUG
Molecule: messenger RNA, 3477 nt
Organism: Moneuplotes crassus
Lineage: Eukaryota; Ciliophora; Spirotrichea; Euplotida; Euplotidae
Source: the annotation of a GenBank genome assembly